AUGUCCCAGCGGGUGAGGCGCAAUGGGUCCCCCACGCCGGCCGGCUCCCUCGGGGGCGGUGCGGUCGCCACGGCCGGGGGAGCCGGGAGCCGCCUGCAACCCAUGAGGGCGACGGUUCCGUUCCAGCUGAAGCAGCAGCAGCAACAUGGCAGCCCCACGCGGAGCAACGGCGGCGGCGGCGGCAACAACGGCGGCUGCUGUGGUGGCGCCUCAGGCCCCUCAGGCGGCGGCGGCGGCGGCGGCGGCGGCGGGGGCCCGCGCACCGCCUCGCGCAGCACGAGCCCCACGCGCGGCGGCGGGAGUGCGGCCGCGCGCACCAGCCCCACUGUGGCCACGCAGACGGGCGCGUCCGCGACGUCCACGCGAGGCACCAGCCCCACGCGCGGCGCCGCGCCCGGGGCUCGCGGGAGCCCCCCGCGGCCACAGCCCCCGCCGCCGCUGCUGGGCACCGUGUCGUCGCCUUGCUCGUCGCCCACCCACCUGUGGACUGGCGAGGUGAGCGCGGCCCCACCCCCAGCCCGCGUCCGGCACCGGAGAAGGUCCCCGGAGCAGAGCCGUAGUUCCCCGGAGAGGAGGAGCCCAAGCGCCCCGGUUUGCAAAGCAGGUGACAAAACACGACCACCAUCUUCGAGCCCCUCUAGUAUUAUCCGCCGGACUUCCUCUCUGGAUACACUUGCUGCCCCAUACCUUGCAGGACACUGGCCUCGUGAUAGUCAUGGGCAAGCUGCUCCUUGCAUGAGGGACAAGGCUACACAGACAGAGAGUGCAUGGGCCGAAGAAUACUCUGAAAAGAAGAAAGGGUCUCACAAGCGUUCAGCAUCGUGGGGCAGUACAGAUCAACUUAAGGAGAUUGCAAAAUUACGCCAGCAAUUGCAGAGAAGUAAACACAGCAGUCGACAUCAUCGAGAUAAAGAAAGACAGUCUCCAUUCCAUGGCAACCAUGCAGCUAUUAACCAGUGUCAGGCUCCUGUUCCAAAGAGUGCACUUAUUCCAGUAAUUCCCAUCACCAAAUCAACGGGCUCCCGGUUCCGGAAUAGUGUGGAAGGAUUGAAUCAGGAGAUUGAAAUAAUCAUUAAAGAGACUGGGGAAAAGGAAGAACAACUUAUACCACAAGAUAUUCCAGAUGGCCAUCGUGCACCGCCCCCGCUCGUCCAGAGAAGUAGCAGCACACGCAGCAUCGACACGCAGACCCCCGGGGGGGCGGACAGGGGAAGCAACAGUAGCAGCCGCUCUCAGUCUGUGUCCCCCACAUCAUUCCUCACCACCUCAAAUGAAGGUAGCGAAGAGAGCCCUUGUUCGGCUGAUGACCUGCUUGUUGAUCCCAGGGAUAAAGAGAAUGGGAACAACUCUCCUUUGCCCAAAUAUGCAACCUCACCAAAACCUAACAACAGUUAUAUGUUCAAAAGGGAACCUCCUGAGGGCUGUGAAAGGGUCAAAGUCUUUGAGGAAUGCUCGCCAAAACAACUCCAUGAAAUCCCAGCCUUUUACUGUCCUGACAAAAACAAAGUGAAUUUCAUUCCUAAAAGCGGCUCUGCCUUCUGCCUCGUCAGCAUCCUCAAGCCACUCCUUCCCACACCAGAUCUCACCCUCAAGGGCUCUGGUCACAGUCUGACAGUUACCACUGGUAUGACCACCACUCUGCUGCAGCCUAUUGCUGUGGCCUCCCUGUCUACAAACACAGAGCAAGACCGAGUCUCUCGAGGAACGAGUACAGUCAUGCCAUCAGCCUCUCUACUCCCACCACCAGAACCCAUUGAGGAAGCUGAAGGAUAGGUGUGACCGUUUUUCUGGGCAACUGAGAACCUCCUCAGAUCAUUUCAUUG
Neomonachus schauinslandi (Hawaiian monk seal) is the source of this 1823-nucleotide messenger RNA. RefSeq names its product family with sequence similarity 117 member B (gene FAM117B). The coding region runs from base 1 to 1773 and encodes 590 amino acids. NCBI's taxonomy places the organism in Eukaryota, Metazoa, Chordata, Mammalia, Carnivora, Phocidae. The record is from RefSeq and is a predicted model, not a curated record. The transcript has 8 exons.